AUGCUCGUUUCGUGGGGCGCUGCAAACAGUGAAAAGAUUCUCAUAGCAAGAGUAUCCGGAGAGGUUCGAAGAAAAGGGACUUGGAUCAUCCAAGUCACAGUUGUAAGUGUUGCGAUCGGUGGAUUUGUUAAAAGGGUUGGUAUCAAUCGGUGUGGGGCUGCCUCACUCCAGCGACGCAAUGAUGGGAUUCACGCGAUCAUGAUUGCAGGUUACCAGCUAGACACAACCAGGACGAUCGAGUUUGACAUGCAUAUUCUCUUUCUUCCCAAUAUCUUGAGCAUCAAAACUCCCCAACAGAUAAUGCCAACAACAUGGCUCUUGGGCAGUGCAGCAGAUAUUUGCUCCACUGCCACUGCAUUAUUGCCGCUCUCCACUGGAUCUGUCCCCCCGUCAACGAUGUCGCUCAAGGAAAAGAUCAACACUCUCAGACAGGAUGUUGAUCGCUUUAUUGCAGCAGGAGGCGACAUCGCCGUCCCGAUUCUCACAGCCAUCAAUGCUGCAUCCGAUGCAUUCCCUCCUCUGAAAGCGCCGCACUCUUCAUCCUCAAUGAGGUCCUAG
Molecule: messenger RNA, 558 nt
Organism: Cantharellus anzutake
Lineage: Eukaryota; Fungi; Basidiomycota; Agaricomycetes; Cantharellales; Hydnaceae
Exons: 2
Coding region: 1-558 (185 amino acids)
Source: RefSeq, a predicted model, not a curated record